GCAGGCUUCAGUUGCAGCAAAUCUGCUAUCAGCCUUGCCACAACAUGUGCUGGAUAUGUUGGCUCAGACCUUACACGUUCCUUCAUCCAGAAGCGCUGCACAACAGACUGAGCCACCUGCUGAACAGGCUUUGUCUCGGCCGGCAACCGGAACAUCUAGUCGACCAUUCCAGCAGACUCAUGUCUCGUAUUCCACCUCGCUACAGGCCUCUGCAAUGCCAGAGUCUGACUCUGUUGUACCGAGUGCAAUACCCCCACCAGAUAGCGGGCAUAGCUUGCCAUCGUCUGUAUCAACUCCAUCUCCCCAGACAUUCAUGACAGAAACCUCGUUUGGGCACGAGCAUAUGUUCAGUGGGCACCCUGUUAUCGCAACACUGCAGCCCGCUGAAGCAUUUGAUAUCCCUUAUACAACAGGAGAGAAUCUGUUGAAGAGAAAACAAGACGAUCUGUUUGAUGAUGCACCAAUUGACUCUGUCAGCCGACAGCGACUGUCCAUUAACCGGUCUGCGCUUUCUCAGCGCUCAGCGUCCAUGGAAGAUGAGGUGCCAGGAUCUUCCGAACCGUCGGCGCUGAACAGUUUCCGUUCACAAAGCAGCUCUACUGUCCGUUUCUUUACAGUGAACGACGAUGGUAAGAGUGUUCAGGCAGCUUUUUGGGUCCAGCCGGAGAUCAAAGAACGAACGAAAUUGAUCAGGGCAAUUAACAGACAUGGAGGCCGCAUAUCUCAUUCUAUGUCGGAUUGUCACUAUGUCGUUAUUCGAUCAUCUUUCUCUGACAAGGCGCAAGUUAAGAGCGCCGAGCUUGGUUGGAAGCACGGCCGGACGGUGAUCAAGCCAACAUGGAUAGAAGCAUGUGUCGCAGCCCAUGAUCUUGUCCCGAUCGACGAUUUUGUGAUACUCCCUCCUGUCACACCUACGAAGAGAGCCAAGGCUGCUUCGGCAUCCGUCACACCAAGGAAGACCCCAAGGAGAGUCAGAGCACAAAGGGAGGAUUCGACUACAACCUUGGCUGACCCCCCCCUCACACUGACUGGAUGGAAACAAGAGAUGUCAUCAGGGAUUGAGUUUGACGAUGAUGAAUGA
This is a messenger RNA of Dacryopinax primogenitus, 1081 nucleotides long. RefSeq lists its product as uncharacterized. The record is from RefSeq and is a predicted model, not a curated record. The transcript is spliced from 3 exons. NCBI's taxonomy places the organism in Eukaryota, Fungi, Basidiomycota, Dacrymycetes, Dacrymycetales, Dacrymycetaceae. Bases 56 to 1081 code for a protein of 341 amino acids.